Stegastes partitus (bicolor damselfish) is the source of this 1118-nucleotide messenger RNA. RefSeq names its product CD276 antigen-like. Gene Ontology annotation, molecular function: signaling receptor binding. Gene Ontology annotation, biological process: T cell receptor signaling pathway; regulation of cytokine production. Gene Ontology annotation, cellular component: external side of plasma membrane. The coding region runs from base 13 to 867 and encodes 284 amino acids. The record is from RefSeq and is a predicted model, not a curated record. The transcript is spliced from 4 exons. Lineage: Eukaryota; Metazoa; Chordata; Actinopteri; Pomacentridae.
CCGACAGAAACGAUGGAACCGGUCGAUCUGCUGUGGUUCCUGACGGUAGUUGGAUUAAUCAACUGUGAAGGUAAAGAAGGUGUCGUCAAACGGAUGGUGAUGGCCGGCAGUGACGUCGUUUUACCGUGUUCCCUCAACAAUAAGAACAUCGAACUGGCUCUGUUUGACUGGAUGAAAGAUGAUCGACAGGAGGUGUUUCUGUACAACGCCGGCACUCAUUCCAAUAGCGGACAUCCAGGUCAAGACGAGCAGUUCAAAGGACGAGUGUCUCAUUUUCCAGAUGAACUAAUUAACGGCAACGCCUCCAUCAUCAUCAGAAACACACGACCGUCUGACAGUGGAAGCUACACCUGUUAUUUCCCGCAUAUCCAACAACAAAGAUUCCACAUUGAGCUUCUUGUUGGUGUGUCUCCGAAGCCACGUGUCAUGAUUCUUAGCAUUACACCAGACUGGGCGCUGCUGCAGUGUGAGGUUCGUAGGGCUUUUCCGAAAACACAGAUUGUGUGGCAUGACAGCGAUGGAAUCAUCCUUCCUGCUGAGGAGAAGCUUGAGGACUCAGAUGAUCCCCACUGUCCUCCAGCUCUGACCCUCCAAACUAAUGUGACCAAAACCAGCAACUUCUGCUGUGUAGUUACUCAGCAGGAACCCCACCACAUGACUGAAGGUCACAUUCACGUACACAUCUGUCGUGACAGCAUGAAAACAAAAUGUGUUGGAGUAAUUGCUGGUGCUGGUGUCUGCGAUUUGGUUGUAUUCUCAACAGUUUUAGCUACAUUUCUGAUAUGUUGGAAGAUUGGGUGGUUCCGAUAUAUCAGAAGAACUAUGAGAGGUAAGUUGAAAUAUAAUGUUGUAGUAAAAUAUCCAUAAUAUGUAGACAUCAGUAUAAGGUGCUGCCUCAUAUCCACUUCAUUCACUUCACACUUCUGGUAAUGUAGAUCAGCUGUAGUACCUGGUUGUUCCACCAGGUGGAGCCCCUUACUGUUUAAUACUGUGGCAACCAGAGGAGGUGGUCAGUUGGACUGUUGGGCAGUAGAGAGCAUUGUGGGCUUUUAGCUAGCAUGAACACCAUGACAAAGACUUUUGCGGAGGUUAAUGACCUCGAACCAUAGUUGGUGUGU